AUGUAUUGCACUUUUUAAGAGAAGGAAGCUCUAGCUGAAAUUUUUACUUAAGUUAAAGAUGUAGAUGAACAAAUAUUUGAUGUCAUAUUAAAAAUAUUUCGCAAGGAAAAAGUUUAAGAUUGCAUAGGAUAUCUUUUAGAUCUUGGGAAUCAAACACAUUUAGAAUAAUAAAUCUUACAAAAAGUAGAGAAUUUAAUGCAAGUUGAAAAUGGAUAACAAUUGUAUGAUGUUAGAAAGAACAUCAAACAAACUACUAAUGUUUUAAAAAAAAUAAAAGAUCAUGGCUUCUAUAAGUUAGACUAUUCAAAUCAAGUAUAUGAAGAUUUUAUGCAAAAUCUGAUUAAAAGUUGCAGGAAUAAAAUAAAGAUCAUCAAAUUUUUGGAAUUUUUAGUUCACCUCACAUCCAUAGAUUAGAAUAUGAUAUAAUGUGGGUCUAAUUCAUUAUAUAUAUUAGUUUUGAUUAAGGUAGACCUUAGAAACAAAAAUUUUUUAAAUAUUAAGAUCUAAAAUACUUCUUUAGUAGGAGCUAAUUUUGCUCGAUGUAAUUUUAGUGGAUCUGAAUUUAAUAAUGUUAACAUUAGUGGAAUGAAUUUGAAUAGAGCAAUAUUAAUGAAUUGUAAAUGGAUAAACUUGAGAAUCCAUGAAUUAAAUAAAUUAAAUGCUCAUAGUGAUUAUGUUUAAUCUGUCUGUUUUUCUCCUGAUGGAAAUACUUUAGUUUCUGGUAGUAAUGAUAAGUCUAUCCGUCUAUGGGAUGUAAAAACAGGAUUAUAAAAAGCCAGAUUGGAUGGUCAUAAUUACACUAUCUUUUCAGUUUGUUUCUCUCCUGAUGGAAAUACAUUAGCUUCUGGUAGUGAUGAUAACUCUAUUGUUCUAUGGGAUGUAAAAACAAGAAAAAAGAUAGUCAAAUUAGAUGGUCAUACCAAUGAUGUUCGUUCAGUCUGCUUCUCUCCUAGUGGAAAUGUUUUAGCUUCUGGUAGUUGGGAUAAUUGUAUCCUUCUAUGGGAUAUCAAAACAGAAUAAUAGAAAGCCUAAUUGGAUGGUCAUGAUAGUGGUGUCAACUCUGUAUGUUUCUCUCCUGAUGGAAAUACAUUAGCUUCUGGUAGUGAUGAUAAGUCUAUCCGUCUAUGGGAUGUAAAAACAGGAUAAUAAAAAGCCAAAUUGGAUGGUCAUAAUUACACUGUCUUUUCAGUUUGUUUCUCUCCUGAUGGAAAUAAAUUAGUCUCAGGUGGUAAUUAUGGGUAUAUAUAUUAAUGGGAUGUAAUAACAGGAUAAUAACAAGCCAAAUUAGAUGGUCAUACUANGCACUUUUUAAGAGAAGGAAGCUCUAGCUGAAAUUUUUACUUAAGUUAAAGAUGUAGAUGAACAAAUAUUUGAUGUCAUAUUAAAAAUAUUUCGCAAGGAAAAAGUUUAAGAUUGCAUAGGAUAUCUUUUAGAUCUUGGGAAUCAAACACAUUUAGAAUAAUAAAUCUUACAAAAAGUAGAGAAUUUAAUGCAAGUUGAAAAUGGAUAACAAUUGUAUGAUGUUAGAAAGAACAUCAAACAAACUACUAAUGUUUUAAAAAAAAUAAAAGAUCAUGGCUUCUAUAAGUUAGACUAUUCAAAUCAAGUAUAUGAAGAUUUUAUGCAAAAUCUGAUUAAAAGUUGCAGGAAUAAAAUAAAGAUCAUCAAAUUUUUGGAAUUUUUAGUUCACCUCACAUCCAUAGAUUAGAAUAUGAUAUAAUGUGGGUCUAAUUCAUUAUAUAUAUUAGUUUUGAUUAAGGUAGACCUUAGAAACAAAAAUUUUUUAAAUAUUAAGAUCUAAAAUACUUCUUUAGUAGGAGCUAAUUUUGCUCGAUGUAAUUUUAGUGGAUCUGAAUUUAAUAAUGUUAACAUUAGUGGAAUGAAUUUGAAUAGAGCAAUAUUAAUGAAUUGUAAAUGGAUAAACUUGAGAAUCCAUGAAUUAAAUAAAUUAAAUGCUCAUAGUGAUUAUGUUUAAUCUGUCUGUUUUUCUCCUGAUGGAAAUACUUUAGUUUCUGGUAGUAAUGAUAAGUCUAUCCGUCUAUGGGAUGUAAAAACAGGAUUAUAAAAAGCCAGAUUGGAUGGUCAUAAUUACACUGUUUCAUCAGUUUGUUUUUUUCCUAAUGGAAAUAUUAGCCUCUAGUAGUGA
Molecule: messenger RNA, 2146 nt
Organism: Paramecium pentaurelia
Lineage: Eukaryota; Ciliophora; Oligohymenophorea; Peniculida; Parameciidae
Source: the annotation of a GenBank genome assembly